AUGCUGAAACAAAUGUGCUCACUACUUAUACCCUGCUCCGAUGCUCUCUUGACAUCUGAAGGCGCACAGCUGAUUCAACUGCCUGCUCACUUGUCAAACCCGGCUCAAUCACAAGUCAUACAGCCCCAGAACCCACCUUACGCGUAUCCACCUCCCGGUAUCCUGUAUCCACAGUUUUCGCAAGGUGCUCAUAACCCUCACGAAACUCCGAACCCACACGGACCUCAGCACGCGUACCCUGUAAACCCAAGUCAUCCACUGUUUCCACAUUAUCAACAUCAACAACCUACAAACAAUAUUCCACAUCAACAACCUCCAAACUCGUAUCAACAACCUAAUCACCCUUACCAACACACUACAAGCCAUUAUCAGCAACCCCACCACCCGUAUCAACAACAUCACAACCCUUAUCAACAACCAUUUCAACAACCUUUCAAUCCGUAUCAACAACCACCUGGAAACAAUUUCAUUCAUUCUCAACCUUCUCAAAACCACUUUCUUCCUCCUCAACCACCUUCUCAACUAACGGCUCCACCACCUGGUCCUUUCCAACAUCCCCAUCAAUAUUCAAUGAACGGUGGGCCCUUCACCACCCCCAUGAAUCAUUCGACCAAUCAUGGAAUUAACGGUCCCCCUGAUACCCCCACCUCUUCUACUCCAGCUUCUAUGCCUCCACCUUCAAUGUCUACCAACACCUCAAUGGCUAUUAACUCGAGUUUACCUGGCCCUCUUACUCUUACUCAAGCUACUGCUCCAGCCAUUGAAGAACCCAAUGUCGAGCCGGACGGUCAGAAUAUUGCCGAGGCUGUUGAACUUAUUCAAAACGAACGCGACACAGAUUGGCCGCCAAUUGGUAACUUUGUAUUUCAUGCCCGAUUGGACACGUAA
Molecule: messenger RNA, 888 nt
Organism: Melampsora larici-populina 98AG31
Lineage: Eukaryota; Fungi; Basidiomycota; Pucciniomycetes; Pucciniales; Melampsoraceae
Exons: 2
Coding region: 1-888 (295 amino acids)
Source: RefSeq, a predicted model, not a curated record